AAGACUCACUAGAGUUACUUCUUGGGUGGGGAGUUCUCUCUGCUAAAAUGGUUGUCCUCCCCACAGUAGUCACUAGAGGGCACUAGUGUUCAGCAGACAUCUUAGGCCAAGAAGGUCAGGUGUUCUGCUUAGUACAGAAAAUAGUAUGACUUUAAAGGGUUCUGCUCUGCAGGGAGGAGAAAAGGGCAACUACAUAUGAGAAUUUGAGAGCCCCCUUAGGAAUAUCCUCUUGGGGAAUCUCAGUUCUCCAAGUCAGCACUUAGAGUCUACCCUCUUAUCCCCAACACAUGCGCACACGUACAUACACGACCCCUAUACACCUGUCUCUCUGCCCCUUUCAUAGGUCUCUUUUUCUGUGAUUAUUUCUGUAUUGCUCUGUGUGUGUGUGUGUGUGUGUGUGUGUGUGUGUGUGUGCAUGUGUAUGUGUUAUUUCUGAAUUGCUCUCUAUCAGAGAUUCUAACUUUCUCUGUAUGUCUUAUCUAUGUAUGUCUCUUUCUACUUCUAUUUUUCUGUUUCAUCUUUGUCUCCUCUUUAUGUUUGCCUCUCUGUGAUUUCUGCCUCUCUUUAUGUCUCUACCUUUCUGCCUUUCUUGUUUACUAUCUGUCUCUAUGACUCGGCCCCUUUUAGAUCUCUCACUCAGCUUUGCAUCUUGUCCCUCCCCAGUUAGCACCAUACAGUACAUGUGGGAUUAGGGUCUCAACCGCUUCCCUCCCAUCUUCUCACCCCUGGCAGCUGCUCACAGCUUCCCAGUCCUGGCCUCUCCUGCCCGCCCCUUGUGGGCCUUAGGGGAGGGGGGGUAGCGAGGAGGAAGGGCAGCCUGGUGGGUCCACCCCUUUUUGCCUUUCCAGGCUGGGAGGCUGGGCCAGUGGGCCUUUUAACCAGCCCAAGGAGGCUGUGCUGGACGCCAGCUCUGGAUGCUGUGCCUGGCCCCUCUGGUCCCAGCCGCCGCCAGCCUGACCAGCAUGCAGCAGCAGCCUCCGCCCGGGCCCCUGGCCCCUUCGACUGAACCGACCAAGCCUCCAUACAGCUACAUAGCUCUGAUUGCCAUGGCCAUCCAGAGCUCGCCGGGCCAGCGGGCCACACUCAGUGGCAUCUACCGCUACAUCAUGGGCCGCUUUGCCUUCUAUCGUCACAACCGGCCUGGCUGGCAAAACAGCAUCCGCCACAACCUGUCACUCAACGAGUGCUUCGUCAAGGUGCCUCGCGAUGACCGGAAGCCUGGCAAGGGUAGCUACUGGACUCUGGACCCUGACUGCCAUGAUAUGUUUGAGCAUGGCAGCUUCCUGCGCCGACGUCGACGCUUCACCCGGCGGGCAGGUGCCGAGAAUGCCAAGAGCCCUGCCAAAGCACGCCGUGGAUCCCCCAGAGAGACCAGCCAGGACCCAGGCAUCACCACAACUGGCAGGCAGUACCCCUUUCCACUGGGGUUGCCAGAGCCCAAGGGCCCAAGCUUUGGGAGCCUGGUGAGGGCUUUGCCAGUCACCAUGUGCCCAGGAACUACUGAUGCCAGACCUCGGACACCUGUGGAGACAAAGGAGCCGCUGGACUCUGCAGACUCAGGGGACCUCUCCAUGGGCACUUCAUGUUCCCCAUGCUCAGCUUUUGGCUUUCCUGCUGGCUUCCCUGAGGCUGAGGCUUUCAGCAAGGCCACUACUCCCAUCCUGACACCUGAAGUGGGCAUGGGGGGAAGCUACCAGUGCCGCUUGCAGGCACUAAACUUCUGCAUGGGAACCGACCCAGGUCUCGAGCACUUCUUGGCCACAACGACCCCUUCCCCGGCACCACCCAACCCUCCAGCCUCACUCCGGGCCCCACUGCCCCUGCCAACUGACCCCAAGGAAUCCUGGGCUGCAGGCAGCUUCCCUGUCCAGGGGAGCCCUGGCUACCCACUGGGGCUGACCCCCUGCCUAUAUCGGACACCAGGAAUGUUCUUCUUUGAAUGAAACCAUCAUAACCUUGGGCAGUCCCUGCAAGCCCCAACCAGCUCUCCUGUGCAGAUUGCACCUGACUCUGGGAUCCAGGAAACUCUUAAGGACCUAGCCCUGGCAAACCAACAACUGUAGGAUGAGAAGCCAAGUUUCAAGUGGCAUCCACUCAGCCAGGUCCCUGGGGCCUCUGGACAGACUUGAGGGGUGAGGGGAAGAGGGAUCCCUUGGGACUUGCUCUGUGGCUCUGAAGGAGGCCAAUAAAGUCAGUGUGAUGAUGUG
Erinaceus europaeus (western European hedgehog) is the source of this 2207-nucleotide messenger RNA. It is a transcript of the gene FOXS1, whose product is annotated as forkhead box S1. The record is from RefSeq and is a predicted model, not a curated record. Gene Ontology annotation, molecular function: RNA polymerase II cis-regulatory region sequence-specific DNA binding; DNA-binding transcription factor activity, RNA polymerase II-specific. Lineage: Eukaryota; Metazoa; Chordata; Mammalia; Eulipotyphla; Erinaceidae. The coding region runs from base 915 to 1943 and encodes 342 amino acids. The transcript has a single exon. Gene Ontology annotation, biological process: regulation of transcription by RNA polymerase II; cell differentiation; anatomical structure morphogenesis.